Messenger RNA from Cynara cardunculus var. scolymus (artichoke), 1108 nucleotides. Its product is annotated as purine permease 21-like. The record is from RefSeq and is a predicted model, not a curated record. Gene Ontology annotation, molecular function: purine nucleoside transmembrane transporter activity. Bases 2 to 1069 code for a protein of 355 amino acids. Gene Ontology annotation, cellular component: membrane. NCBI's taxonomy places the organism in Eukaryota, Viridiplantae, Streptophyta, Magnoliopsida, Asterales, Asteraceae. The transcript is spliced from 2 exons.
GAUGACUACAAACUCUCCACCGGCAUCAAACAUGGCUCAAGAAACUAACGACGUGCACUUCGCAGACGAUGGAACUGUUAACGAGCGAUCGUUCAUGGUUCAUUGGCCUCGGAAACACAAGAAAUGGGUCCAAAUGCUGGUCUAUACGAUCUUCGUGCUUUUUGGCCAAUCGGUUGCAACGAUCAUGGGUAGACUUUACUUUAACAAAGGUGGAAAUAGCAUCUGGCUACUAACGCUCGUUCAAACCGUUGGCUUUCCCGCUCUCGUACCCUUCCUAUUAAUAUCACCGGUUCAAACUUCGAACGAUGCCAAUGCUGAAAAACCAAAAUCUCUAGUCCUCGCAUUACUUUACGUCUUCCUUGGUGUAUUUCUAGCGGCACUUUGUGUUUUAUAUUCUAUAGGACUUUUAUACCUUCCGGUUUCCACGUACUCGCUCAUUUGUGCCAGCCAAUUGGGCUUCAAUGCGAUAUUUGCUUAUUUUCUCAACCAGCAAAAGUUCACUCCUUAUAUUAUGAACUCCAUUUUCAUCCUCACUUUAUCGACUGUGCUACUGGUCUUCCAAAACAACUCAGGAGAGUCCAUGAACACCUCGAAAGGAAAGUAUGCUUUCGGGUUCAUAUGCACCAUUUGCGCGUCGGCUGGUUAUGCAUUACUACUUUCUUUAACACAGCUCUCUUACCGGAUUGUUGUGAAAGAUGAAAGUUUUAGAGCGGUAGUGGCGAUGAUCAUCUAUCAAUCCAUGGUUUCAUCUCUUGUGAUCACAAUUGGGCUUUUCGCUAGUGGUGAUUGGAAGAGGUUGAGGGCGGAGAUGAUGAAAUUUGAACUCGGGAAUGUGGCAUAUGUGAUGAUACUGGUGAGCAAGGCAGUUUGUUGGCAGAUUUUUUCUAUUGGGACACUGGGGUUGAUCUUUAAGGUUUCUUGUCUGUUCUCCAAUGUUGUUAGUACAGUCGGGCUACCUAUUGUUCCAAUUCUAGCAGUUGUUUUCUUCCAUGAGGAGAUAAAUGGGGUGAAGAUGGUUUCUAUGGUAAUGGCGAUAUGGGGGUUCCUAUCGUAUAUGUAUCAACAUUAACACGAUAACACAAAGGCCGAAUCCCAAAAUAAAGAUGGA